Messenger RNA from Rotaria socialis, 414 nucleotides. The record is from the annotation of a GenBank genome assembly. NCBI's taxonomy places the organism in Eukaryota, Metazoa, Rotifera, Eurotatoria, Philodinida, Philodinidae.
AUGAAUCAAUCUAGUGUUCAACUUCUUGAUCUACCUGACGAAGUGUUAUUGGAUAUAUUGAAGAAACUUGACAAUGUUGACGUUCUUUAUGCAUUAUUUGGCAUUGAUAAUGGACGACUUAACAGGACGACGGUUGAUUCAGUACUUGAUCGCCUUUUCAAUUAUAUAUUACCUCAGAUUCAUGACAAUGUGGAAUGUCUCACUGUUGAACCAGCGUUCAUGGAACGUAUUCUUCUUGCUGCUCAUUAUCCCAAUUUGACUGAGUUGAAAAUUAAUGAUUUUCAACGUGACAAUUCCUCACGUUAUUUCGCAGGUAAGGAAGUAUCCUACAUUCCAUCAACCGAAGCAGCACAGUACAACGAUACUGCAUACAAUAUACUAUUGAUGACGCUUCUUUAUUAUAUUUUAAAUUAG